Hippocampus zosterae (dwarf seahorse) is the source of this 1656-nucleotide messenger RNA. Its product is annotated as serine/threonine-protein kinase 38-like. Gene Ontology annotation, biological process: peptidyl-threonine phosphorylation; actomyosin structure organization. Gene Ontology annotation, cellular component: cytoskeleton; cytoplasm. The record is from RefSeq and is a predicted model, not a curated record. Gene Ontology annotation, molecular function: ATP binding; protein serine/threonine kinase activity. Lineage: Eukaryota; Metazoa; Chordata; Actinopteri; Syngnathiformes; Syngnathidae. The transcript has 3 exons.
AUGGAGGCCAUUUCAAAGGAGCUGCAGGAAAGAGUCGCAUUUGCCAAGCAUUACAUUGAGGCUAGGUACGCCUUGAAGAGGAGGCAGGAGGAGGAGGCUGAGUAGCACUGGCGGUACUUCGAAGGCCGUAUGGAUGCGCUUUAGCUGGGUGAGUCUGUCCGGGAGCAGCUCAGGGGCGAGGUCAGGCGUAAGCAGGCGCAGUACAGGCGACAGAGGCGGGUCAAGAUGACUCCUGAUGAUUUUGAGCCGGUUGCGGUGAUCGGCAGGGGCGCGUUCGGGGAAGUGCGGCUGUGCCGAGAGCGAGCAACUGGCGAGAUGCUGGCGGUGAAGCGGCUGCGCAAGGAUGAAAUGCGUCUCAAGAGUCAAGUGGGCCAUGUCCGGGCCUAGCGCAAUCUCCUCGCAGGGGCAGAUAACCCAUGGAUAGUCCAGCUUCGAUAUUCCUUCCAAGAUGCAUCCGCUCUCUACCUCGCAAUGUAGUUUCUGCAAGGAGGGGAUCUAAUGGGCCUUCUCAUCCGGCGGUCGGUACUGACCCACGAGGAAGCCCGGUUCUACGCAGCGGAACUGGUUAUGGCGGUGGAGUCGGUGCACCGAGCGGAAUACAUUCAUAGGGACCUUAAGCCGGACAAUGUUCUAAUCGAUGCGGACGGACACAUCAAGCUGUCAGAUUUUGGGCUGUGCAAGCCUGCAGCCAUCGCCCUUGGAAGGGAUGAGACUUUUGCAGGCCCGAGAGACGAUCGCCCUCGGGGCAGGAAGAAUCGCAGGCAGCUUGCGUAUUCCCAUGUGGGCACACCGGACUACAUUGCCCCCUAGAUGCUUGGCAGCCAGGGCUACAACGAGACUGUCGACUGGUGGUCGGUUGGUGUGAUCCUUUACGAGAUGCUGGUGGGAGAGGCUCCGUUCUGCUCUGACUCGCCGGCCGAGACCUACGCGAAGAUUGAGAAUUGGCCUCGGUUCUUGCACUUUCCUGAGGAUGUCAUGGUGAGUCGAUAAGCAAAGUCACUAAUCCUUGGGCUGAUCACCGACCAGGACACCCGACUUGGCCUGUAAGACAUCAAAAUUCAUCCGUUCUUUGCGGGAGUGGAUUGGUCAAACUUAAGAACUUCAAAAGCACCUUUCAUCCCUGAAGUGGCCAGCCCUACCGACGUCUCGCAUUUCGAUCCCUUUGAGGAAGAAGAGGAGAAGAAGCAUGAAGGUAUGUUCGGCCAUAUUUUGAGGAAGGAAAACAUCGCCCCUAAUAUAAACAUUGAUCGCAAAGACAAGGGCAGCAAGUCGCCCCUACUGAAGCUCCAGCCCCGGGCGGAUGACCGCCCCAAGGCUAAACUAGCAACCCCCAACUUCCGGGCCCUGCUCAACUCGCUAUCAACCAACGAAACUCCCAAGCGGGCGAGGCUGGGUGCCAAGACGGCCGAGAGGGAGGCCAGGCUGCGCCAGGAGCUGGCUGUGUUUGAAGCCCACAUCAGGAGGGAGAACGAUCUGCUGGCCAGCAAGCGUGCUGAGAUCAACGCACGGGACCAUGAGCUAAAAUCUGAAAUCACGCGGCACUGGCAAGCCUUCAAGCAGAUUCUAUCGCAGGUCGCCCCAUCAGACGAAUCCCUCCUCCAGCAAAAGGCACACUACGCCGACAAACUCCGAAAAGCCGCCGAGGCGCAACUCUAG